Chelonia mydas (Green sea turtle) is the source of this 8751-nucleotide messenger RNA. It is a transcript of the gene IKZF1, whose product is annotated as IKAROS family zinc finger 1. Lineage: Eukaryota; Metazoa; Chordata; Testudines; Cheloniidae. Gene Ontology annotation, biological process: regulation of transcription by RNA polymerase II. The coding region runs from base 3324 to 4934 and encodes 536 amino acids. The record is from RefSeq and is a predicted model, not a curated record. Gene Ontology annotation, cellular component: nucleus. The transcript has 11 exons. Gene Ontology annotation, molecular function: RNA polymerase II cis-regulatory region sequence-specific DNA binding; DNA-binding transcription factor activity.
ACAGCUUCUGACACUGCAUUAGGUGUAAUGAAGUAACAGGGGAAAGCAAGAACCCUAAAUUCAGGUCUUGGAGGGUUAAAGAUCCGUUAAACCAGAAGGCUGAUCUGACAGUUUUUACUUAUGCAAAAUUCCCACUGCAGUCACAGGAUUCCCACUGGAGGAAGAAAUGUAGCAUUAGGCCCUACCUGGGCACUCUGAGAAGUACUGAGGAUCUCCGAUAUGGUUUCCCUUCCAGGACACACAAACUAGUCCACUCUAUGAACCACUGCCCUGCAAAAUUUCAUUUAAAAAUAAUGAAGCAGCUGUGACUUAAAGGAGCUCCGAAAGCAUAACUCUUACGUCACAAUAUCCAAACUCAUUUUUUGUAGCAGAGAGCCUCUGGGUACUGCUAACCAGCUUCCACUUUCCAUCCCUCUGGUGAGCGAAGUGCUCCCUGUGCAUGUUUUCCUGCCUCACUGGCCUAGCAUGAAGCUGAACUAUUUCUAGUAAAGCUCUUUGGGUUCCUUGGAUGAAAGGCACUAUCAAAGGGCAUGGUGGUAUUUUCUUUUUAAUGCAGGGGUGAGAUCUUGACACACAGAGCCAAGUACUCCUUUCAUUUACACACAUGCAGUUGCACUGAACCAAAUUGACGUGCUCAGUGUAACUGAGAUGAGAAUUUGUCUCCAAGUUCCCGCCCCUAGUAAAUCUGUAUGAUCCAUUUAUAAAUCCCUGAAAACGGACUGAUAAUGGGAAAGAAUGAAAAAUUUCUUGUUCUCUAGUGACAAAUCACAGUUUUUAAAGUAUGGCAUACAUCAGGUACAUUUCCCUUCUUACGUUUCCCUAAAGUGUUUGACUCAGUACCAUGUGAUAUUUUUAUUAAAAAUCUAGACUGAUAUAAAAUGAGUAUGGUAUACAUUAAUUGGAUUAAAAGCUGUCUAAUUGGUAGGUCUCAAAAUGUAACUGUAAAUGGGGAAUUAUCAUUGAGUUGGUGUGUUUCUAGUUUCCUUCAGGGAAUGGUUCUUGGUCCUACACUAUUUAAGAUUUUUAACAAAGACCUGGAAGGAAACAGGAAAUCAUCACUGAUAAAGUUUACAGUUGACACAAAAAUUGGGGGAGUGAUAAAUAAUGAAGAGGACAGGUCACUCAUACAGUGUGAUCUGGAUCCCUUGGUAAACUGGGUGCAAGGAAACAAUAUGCAUUUUAAUACUGGUAAAUGUAUACAUUUAGGAACAAAGAAUGUAGCCAUACUUACAGGAUGGGGGACUCUAUCCUAGGAAGCAAUGACUCUGAAAAAGAUAUUGACAUUCAUGGUGGAUCAUCAGCUGAGUAUGAGCUCCCAGUGAAAUGUUGGGUCAAAAAGGGCUAAUGCGGUCCUGGAAUGCAUAAACAGGGGAAUCUUGAGUAGGAACAGAGAGGUUAUUUUACCUCUGUAUUUGACACUGAUGCAACUGCUGCUGGAAUACUGUGACUAGUUCUGUUGUCCACAUGUCAAGAAGGAUGUUGAUAAAUUAGAGAGGGUUCAGAGAAGAGCCAUGAGAAUGAUUAAAGGAUUAGAAAACAUGCCUUAUAGUGAUUAGACUCAAAGAGCUCAAUCAAUUUAGCUUAACACAGAGAAAGUUAAGGGGUGACUUGAUUACUGUCUAUAUUCUGUAAGUACCUACAUGGGGAACAAAUAUUUGAUGAUGGGCUCUUCAAUCUAGUAGAGAACAGAGUAACAUGAUCCAGUGGCUAGAAAUUGAAGAUAGACACAUUCAGACUGGAAAUAAAGCAUAAUUUUUUUUUAACAGUGAGGGUAAUUAAUCCUGUUGGAAUAGUUUACCAAGGGUGAUAGUGGAUUCUGCAUUAGAGGCAAUAUUUAAAUCAAGAUUGGAUUUUUUUAAAAAGUUAGGCUCUAGGAAUUAUUUUGGGGAAGUUCUAUGGCUUGUGUUGUACAGGAGGUCAGACCUGAUCAUCACAAUGGUCCCUUCUGGCCUCUCAGGCGUAACAAAUAUAAUAUUCAGAUGUCCUCAUCUGUAUAGUCCAUAUCAAUGCAUUUGUGCAAAGUUUCCUGCAGGGAGAGGAGAUUGACACUUGAUCUUAGGAUGGGACCUUAGCUACAACUUUAUUAUUAUUAUUUAUUAUUUGUAUUAUGGUAGUGUCUGGAGACCUCAGCUAAGAUCAGGGACCCAUUGUUCUGGGAACUAUACAAACACAUGGUAAGAGACAGAUCUUGUUCCAAAGAGAUUAUAAUCUAAAAUCCCAAUCCUGUAAAUACUUACACACACGCUUAUCUUUACUCCUCAGAGUAGCCCCGUUAAGUCAGAGGUACAGCUCACAUAUACAAAGUUAUUCACAUACUUAUGUCUUUGUAGGAUGAGGGCAAAAAUAGACAAGACAGGAUGGGAAAAGGUUGUAGUAUUAUCCUCAUUUUACAGAUUGGGAACUGAAGCAGAGAGACACUAAGGUUCCAGUCCUGCAAACAGUUAUGCAUGUUUAAUAUUAAUAUUAGUUGUGUGAGUAAUUCCAUUGAACCAAUGGGGCCCUGGAUUGAAAUUCAGGUGAUAUGGGUUCAAUACCUAACUCUGCUGUAUAUUUUAUGCAUGACCUUGGACAAGUCGUUUAAGUUCUGCUCCUGCAAAUAUUUGAUGCAUGUGUUUAUCUGAACAGUACCUAUGUCCUUACAGUUUGACUGAUUGGGCUGUUAGUGUAAGGACCAUCCUUCCUUUCUAACCUCAACUAUGGCCACACUACUCAGAGGCUGAAUUUGAAUUGAUAGUGUGUGCUAGCUCCCCUGUUUAAUUACUACAGGACACUGAAAAUAAUACAUAAUUGGAGAUUUUGAAGAAUUUAGAGCAGGUCAGAUUCUGAUGUAUGUCAGUGUAACUCCUGAAUACUUCUAUGGACAACAGGGGAGUUAUUCGAGAUUCACACUGGGUUAAUCUGGAUCAGAACCUGGCCCACUUUGUGUACGUCGCUCGCUUGUGUACGCUUUAUAAUACCCUUGCUAAAUUCUAUUUGUCAGGGUUGCAUUUUUCUUUGCUGGCCAAGUAAAAUAUCAUGACAGCAAGGGCAGGUGAGUUGCUUUUCUGCCUAACUUUCAGGAUGGUUUUUCCACAGGGCGUUAAUUUAUUUUAUUCUACCGCAAGUGGCCAUUGGGUACCCAUCCCCAAUGGGGCACUUUUACGAGGCUUACGUUCAAGGUCCCGAGGCUAACCAUCCCCCGGGGAGAAAGCCAGUGUUGUGCAUAAAAGAGGAGAGGGCUGGCCCAUCCUGCAGCGCACGAAGGGUUAACGGGUGGGUCAAGGAGAAGCCCCGUCCCGCAGGGCAGCGUCCUGGUGCAGAAGAGGCUCGAUUACUUGAGGAAAAUGGAAACAGAUGAGGCUCAAGAUAUGUCCCAGGUUUCAGGAAAGGAAAGUCCUCCAAUAAGUGAUGUCCCAGAUGAUGCAGAUGAGCCCAUGCCUGUACCAGAAGACCUUUCAACCAGUACAGGAGGACAGCAGAAGAAUGACAGAGUUUUGGCUACCUAUGGGGCUGAAGGCUUUAGAGAUUUUCACGCAAUAAUUCCCAAAUCUUUUUCCUCCAGUAAUAUUAAAAUAGAGACUCAGAGUGAUGAAGAGAAUGGGCGUGCCUGUGAAAUGAAUGGGGAAGAAUGUGCGGAGGAUUUACGAAUGCUUGAUGCCUCUGGAGAGAAAAUGAAUGGCUCACACAAUGGCCCAGGCAGCAAAGCUAUGUCAGGAGUUGGAGGCAUUCGACUUCCUAACGGAAAGCUAAAAUGUGAUAUCUGUGGGAUAAUUUGCAUCGGUCCCAAUGUGCUCAUGGUUCACAAAAGAAGCCACACUGGGGAACGCCCUUUCCACUGCAGUCAGUGUGGAGCCUCCUUUACUCAGAAAGGCAACCUCCUCCGCCACAUAAAGUUGCAUUCAGGCGAAAAACCCUUUAAAUGUCACUUGUGCAACUAUGCCUGCCGACGCAGGGAUGCCCUCACGGGCCACCUGAGGACUCAUUCUGUUGGCAAACCUCACAAAUGUGGAUACUGUGGCCGAAGCUAUAAACAGCGCAGCUCUUUAGAAGAACAUAAAGAACGCUGCCACAAUUACCUGCAAACCAUGAGCCUCUCAGGCAGCUUGUAUCCAGUAAUAAAAGAGGAAACUAACCAGAGUGAAAUGGCUGAAGACUUGUGCAAGAUAGGGUCAGAGAGAUCCCUCGUGCUGGAUAGACUAGCAAGUAACGUCGCCAAACGUAAGAGCUCUAUGCCUCAGAAAUUUGUUGGUGAGAAAUGCUUGUCUGAUGUUCCAUACGAUGCCACCACUAAUUAUGAGAAGGAGAGUGAGAUGAUGCAGACUCAUGUUAUAGACCAGGCCAUUAACAAUGCCAUCAGUUACCUAGGGGCAGAGUCUUUGCGUCCCCUUGUGCAGACACCUCCAGGCAGCUCUGAAGUAGCACCUAUUAUCAGCUCCAUGUAUCAACUCCACAAGCCUCUUGGGGACAAUCAUGCUCGUUCCAAUCAUACUGCUCAGGACACCGCAGUGGAAAACUUGUUGCUGCUUUCCAAAGCCAAAUCCAUCUCCUCUGAAAGGGAUGCCUCCCCCAGCAACAGCUGCCAAGACUCAACAGAUACAGAGAGUAAUAAUGAGGAGCGCAGCGGUUUAAUUUACCUGACGAAUCACAUAGUUCCCCACGCAAGAAAUGGCCUGUCUAUAAAAGAAGAACAGAGGCAAUAUGAAGUCCUGAGGGCAGGUACUGACAAUUCCCACGAUGCUUUCAAAGUGAUCACCAGCAAUGGGGAGCAAGUAAAAGUUUACAAGUGCGAACACUGUAGAGUUCUUUUCUUGGAUCAUGUGAUGUACACCAUCCACAUGGGCUGUCAUGGGUUCCGCGAUCCUUUCGAAUGCAACAUGUGUGGCUACCACAGCCAGGACAGAUAUGAAUUCUCUUCUCACAUAACACGAGGGGAGCACCGUUUCCACAUGAGUUAAAACCCCUCCCACACAGAUGCGAUCUUGUCAGCUGUGCUACUGGAGCUGUAUGAAUGACAAAAAACACCAGUCUACUGGACAGUAAAAGCAUCCAGAAAUGAAAAUUAGAAGACCUGGCCCAAGGAGUUUUCUCCUCUUGGUAGCAUGUAUUGCAACUUAAUUUUAUAAAAUGCAUAUUGAUGUUUUUAUUGAAAAUAUUUGGAUCACCAAACCUUUAGUAAGUAGAAGCUUUUGUAGUCAGGUAGCUGAAUCCACUUCCUUCUAGCGACUGCUUUCUGCAGACCUCUCUCCCCAACAGUUAGCAUGUGCACAAUGCACAAAAACUUGGCUGAGGGCUAGAAAGGCCUUGUGCUAACAUGCUGAGAAUCAGGCUCUUACACCAGACAUACUUUUUUUUUUGACUUCCCAUUAUUACUUGGGUUACUGGGAAGACUUAAUUAAAAUAAAGACAAAGCGGCCCCACCAGAACCCUUGGGUGGUGCCAUGGAGACAUGGAAUGGUGUUGUGAGCCUAGACUCUUGACUGGCACUGUUUUAGUAGUGAAGUAAAAUAACACAAUAGCACACGCCAAGGUGUGGAUUUUCUUGCCAGCAUGGCAUACCUUAUUUCUAUCGUGAGGCAUAAGGCCAGUUGUUUGAAGUACGUGAGAAACACCCUUGUCAUACAUACUCUGGAGUGGAAAUUGCAUUUAUUUGGAGAAAAGGGUUUUGUUGACCUUUAAAAUAAAUAUUUUCCCUCCCUAUUCAAUAAAAACUCACUUUUUCCUUAAAAAUAUAAGGUUUAAAAAUCUUUCCGCAUAAGAAAACAGCCAUUUAUGUAGGAUUUUUUAAAAGGAGUUUUAAUUAUUUAGAAAAAUAUGAUAUUCAGUAGGAGAGAGAAAAUGUUUGGAGAAUAUUUUUAUGCACUCUUCUUUUGUUUUGGGGGCAAAAUUUUUACAGCUGGCUGCAAAAUUUCCAAUUCACCCAUUUUGCAUAUGAAAAUGCCCAUUCUGCACCGCAAGUCCUCUGGCUAAUUUUGUGGGCUGUGUCUGGAAAAUUUAGCCCACAAUGAUUUUUUAUUUUAAAGCACUGAGAUGAAUUCAACAGCCAUUUAAAAAACGUAUAGUGCCCAUCCCCGCUUUUCUCUAAAAUUAACUAUUCAUUAAGGGAUCCAUCCUGCAAGAUACUGAGCACUCUGGCCCCAAUCUAGCAGAGCACUUCAACAUUUGCCUGAGUCGUCACAUGAACAUACAUGGAACUAUUCUUAUGCUUAAAAAUAAUCCCAAAUUUAAGGGGUUUUGUGCUGGAUUGAGGCCAGAGCAAGGAUCAAGCCCUAUGAAACCAAAAACAUUUAUUCUAUCUUUUUUUCCCCCUCUCAUGCAGAGCCCCCUUCUUGGCGAGACCCUCCCAACUAGCUGUUUAAAUUCCAGUAAAAUGAAGAGACAUCUGACGCACAAAGACAGCUGAUAGUAAAAACUGCCAAUCUGUUUGUCUCUUCUUUAAUUCCUCUUCCAAAUAGCUCAUUCCUCUCCCCAAACAGCCUACCGGCUUUAAGACUGGUAAUAGUGAUAUUUAUGCAACUUGGUUAAGAAUCGCUCUGCAGAGCUGGAAUAUUUCCACAACAGUACAGGUAAUAAUAACUAAUGGAUUGAGUUGCCCGACCCAUUGAAUGUACAAACAUUUCCACUGUAUAAGAGAUUGGUACUACCCCAUAAACAAAAUACAUAUAUUGCAACAAGACCAUUUCUUAAAUCUUGUAAUACUAUUAUGUAUUAUAUAUAGAGUCAUUCAUAUUAUGGACCAAAUUCAGUAGAACUAGUGCACUUGCACCAAGGAUGAAUGGGGUCCAAUGGGUGUAUAUAUUUCAUAUGUCUAUUAUAUAUAAACAGACAGAGGGGUCCUGGUUCUGCUUUCACUUAUGCAGCUGUAAAUCAAGAGCAACUCCAUGGAGGCAACGGAAUGAUACUAGUGUAAGUGAGAUUUAAAUAUGUUUUACACGUCAAACCCUCCCCCCCCCACACACACAUUACUUUGUUAUAUUGUACAUUCAUUCCUAACUAUAAGAAAUUUACUUUGUAAAAGCCAAGCUCCUUGGAUCACAAGGGUGAUAUUACAUAGAAAGAAUGUAUAUAAUGCAUGGACUGUGUAAACACACGCAAACACACUUAUGCACAUACACUGGUGAAACAUCUUAAAUUGCUGGUAGGAUACCAGAAAAGAGACAGUAACAUAAACUAUAGCCCUGAUUAUGACCUUACACUGGUUAAAUUCCAUUGACUUCAGUGGAGGUACUCCUGGUUACAGUCUGGCCCCUACGCAUCAGGCAGGGCAAAGCCAAGAGGGGCAAUGCUAUUCACUUUUUGUGCCAAAAAGAUUUCCUCACUGAGUCUGUUGCAAAUCCUGUGUCAACAAAGACUGUACAUACUGGUGAGCCAAUAGCAUUUAAACAUGCUUCUAGGAAGAAUCUGAUAUUAAAACUACAAGGGAGGAGCAGACAUAACUUACACUAAGAGGAGUUCUUUUUUUAUUUCAUAGUUUACAUUCUAUUUCUUUUGAAUUUUCAUGCUUUUACAGGGCCUAAUUCAUCCUCACACCUUCAUUGCGAGCUGUUCCCCCUGCCGUUCUGACCAGGGAGGUACACGGUCAUUGCUGAGAGUCUCUUCAGUGACCUCUUUGCGUCAGUGGCAGAUGACUGGACAGCUGAGCUACCUUAAUCGCCUGGAAACAGGGAGCUGGUUCUGUUACUGAUAUUCAUGGCCCUCUCACAGUUUAAAGUGUUAUACAAUCUAUACACCGGUUAUUUUUAGCUUUUGAAAAAAUAUCUUUUUCUUAACACAGUUCAGACCAUAAGGAAACUUUCUUUUAGGGCAUUUCUUUGCUAAAGCCCACAAAAUAAAGGGCCAAAGUCACUACUGAUGUAAGCAGGCACCUCUCUAGUGAACUGGUGCCCACUUAAGAGAUGUGUGGAUUCUGGCCUUUAGGGUGAAACGUUUAAUUAUAAAAUUUCUGAUUCAGAGGAUUUCUCUGCAUUUAAAUGGGUUGGGGGCUACAUCACUUGUUUUCUCAACAUGCACACACAAGUGUGUGGUUGUGUGGCUCAUACAUAACUAGAUAGAGUUAUGUAUCAUAUGAUAAUUUUCACAGUGGAUGUGUUUCUUGGCUCUAGGCUUUUCCUAUUUAUAUGAGAGUAUGUGAAUGUUGUACAAUAAAUAAUACAGUUGUAUAAUUUAGCUUAUUAAUAAGAUACAGUGUAUCAGAAGGAGUAGCAUAACAGCAGUAGCCGCAGCAUUCCUUGUUUGUAGAGGGGCUUUUGUUUCACACUGUUUGCACAAAAAUCAGCCUCUCUUUGUUUGGAAAUAAAUGUAUUGAUAAUUUUAUUUAUGGGGAUGAAUACAGGAGGGAAAAACGAUCCAUGUACUAGGAGCUCAUCUGUCUGCAGUUAAACAAAUUGUGCCCGUAGAUAACCAUGUUAGUGUAACCUCCCUUUUCUCCUCCUAUGCUCUGGUGUACCAGCCUAUCAUGGUUUAUCUCUACCUUAAAAAAAAAAAAAAAAGAGUAAACAUGUUGAACGGCUUUAAGUUAAGUUGAUACCUGUUUUAAAAAAGAUGUAAAUAGCAACGUAGUAAAAACUGCUUUUCAGAAUUUUUUCCACAGCUGGUUUCUUCCCCCCCCCCCCCCCCGCCUUUUAUAUCUGAUAUAUAAACAAGUUGUAUUUACACAUUUUUUUGUUGUGAAUUUAUAUUGUAAACCCCAUUUUCUUUAAAACCAUUGUAUUUACAUUGCAGAUUUUUAUGAAAUUUGCUUGAUUUUUUUUUAAUUAAAUUAUGUCUGGAAGGUGA